Messenger RNA from Arvicanthis niloticus (Nile rat), 1591 nucleotides. The record is from RefSeq and is a predicted model, not a curated record. NCBI's taxonomy places the organism in Eukaryota, Metazoa, Chordata, Mammalia, Rodentia, Muridae.
GCGCGAGGCGCGGCUUCAACCAUUCCCUGGUUGCCUUCUCUCGCCUUGGAAGAGGACGUGGCGGCGUCCCUGCCUUCCCUGCGCUGGGCUGCCAUGCGGUCCAUUGAGACCCGCCGCCUCCUUCGGUAUUUUCUGACUUUGAAGAUCCUGUAUUACAAGUUGGUCCUGCUCACAAUGUGUCAACGAGGCACCGAGGGGAUACUUGGGAGCGUGACUUUGAAAGGGACGAGUCGUCUGUGAAGCAAUAGGAAACAGGAGAUGCUCAGCCCUGCUGAGCACUGUGGAUCUGUCAAGCUUUUUCCUGCAAUACAGUGGAUCCAGUUUGCUGUGGCUACUCUGAGUGUUAUAGGUUCCAGCUCCCUUAUCACCUACAUCGUGUUCCAGAACCCACAGACGUCUGCAGAGAUAAAGCCACUCUUGUAUCUGAGCUUCUCUGACUUGCUCCUGGGAAUCUGCUGGCUCAUAAAGGCACUUGUAUAUGGAACUGCAGUAACCCACAAGGACAGCAUCUGUUAUAACCUGCAGACUACUGGAGAGAUUUUCUACCUUUCGUCACUCCUCUACACCGUCAGUUACAUCUGGUGUCUGUACACAGAGCUGAGGAGGAAGCACGGCCAGAGUGUGCGGAACACAGCUGCACAGGUGACAGAUUAUGCUUGUCAAGGUGGUCAAAUAAUGUUCCUUUUGUCAAGCAUGGUACCUCUGCUAUUGAUGACACCUGUGUUCUUUCUGGGCAACAUCAAUGAAUGUUUCCACAACUUCAGCCAGAGCCACAGGUGUAUCCUAAUGCACUCACCACCAUCAGCCACGAUUGAGCCCCUGCCUCUCACCAGCACGUCUGUGUGCAGCACUCUCUAUCUCUAUGGUGUCACUGUUUUUCUGGCCAGCUUUUCCUUCAGCUUUGUCAUCAUCACGGUCUUACUUGUCCGUGCCCAGAUGUUAUAUAAGAAGUUUCUGAAGUCCAUGGGCUUUCUGGAGAGUGAGCAGUGGGCAGUGAUUCACACAGUGGGUCAGCGAGCAUGCUUCUUCCCAGUGGCCUUUGUGUGCUGCUGGGGCCCAGCUGUCACACUGCUGAUCAUGAAGCUGACGGAGCCUCAGGAGACCUCCCUGCACAUGGCCUUCUCUGUGCUCCAGGCUCUUACAGCAGCAUCCCAGGGGCUGCUCAACUGUGGCAUUUAUGGCUGGACACAGUGCAAGUUCCAGCAGAUAAAGCGCGAGCCUCGCCGUGACGCAGACACUCAGACCCCACUGCUGUGCUCACAGAAGAGAGUUUACAGCAGAAGCCCAAACCCACCGGAGUCUCCUCCUGCCUUUGCUUCCAGCUCUUCCACCAUUCUCUGAGGCUCUGUAACUGGAACAUCCAGGGAGGGACUGUUUGACAUGAGUGGACUCUCCUCUGGCCAUACCCCAGACUGAAGAGCUGAAAGGAAAUGUAGGACUGUGGUCAGUAGCAGUCUGGGUGAAUUUAGAAGGGGCUCUCCGACUGCUCGUUCAGGGAGAUAGAGCCACUUUCCAUCUAAGAGACUCAUUACUUUGACAAGUACUAGAUUAAUUUAUAUCUCUUGAAGAAAAAAUAAAUUUCAGGUUCAUA